Cryptosporidium ubiquitum is the source of this 2013-nucleotide messenger RNA. RefSeq names its product protein kinase. The coding region runs from base 1 to 2013 and encodes 670 amino acids. Gene Ontology annotation, biological process: protein phosphorylation; mitotic DNA damage checkpoint signaling. NCBI's taxonomy places the organism in Eukaryota, Apicomplexa, Conoidasida, Eucoccidiorida, Cryptosporidiidae. The record is from RefSeq and is a predicted model, not a curated record. Gene Ontology annotation, molecular function: protein serine/threonine kinase activity; ATP binding. The transcript has a single exon. Gene Ontology annotation, cellular component: cytoplasm; nucleus.
AUGUAUACAAUCCACGAAGGAUGUAAUAGUAUAUCAGGAAAUUCCAGGAUUUAUGACGUACCAAACAGACAUAGUUGGGAUAAUAAUAAUGGUAGUACAGAUAAUUUGAGAUGUGAUGAUUCUAGUCCUAGAUUCAAGCAUAACUUUAGUUCUGGUUACUCUGAACAGAAAUUCAAAUAUCAUGGUGGAGAAGAGGCAGAUUUUACAAGGAACCAAGGCGAUAGAUUAGCAAGAAAUGGCAGUUUAGUGAGGUCUACCAUUUCAGGAUAUGACAAAAAUGUUGGAGCAAUGGAAGGGAGUUAUGAACAUUUGAAGAACUUAGAAAUUUCAGAAAACCCCAGGGGAGUUCAAAAGUUUGAAACUAAUAAGCAUCCAAUAAGUGAAGAGAUUGUGGAGAAAAGGGGUCAUGAGUACGAGACUUUAGCUCUAGAUAAGAACACAAAAUUGAGUAGUAAAAGCGGUACUCAGAGCUCAUUGAACCAGGCUACUUAUAAGAAGAAGGUGAAUUUGGGAGGAUUUACAGAAGUGGAUUGGUAUAAAAAGAUUCCAAAUUGGGAGAGAAUCAUAGAUGAAAGAUAUACAAGUGUUUACAGUUCAUAUGAUAGGCUUGAGAUGAUAGGAACAGGCACUUAUGCUAAGGUUUGGCUUUUAAAGGACAAGAUAACAGGGAAAAAAUAUGCAGGAAAACUUUUGGAACCUCAUACUUAUCCAUCAGACACAGUUGAAAGGAUUGAAAGAAUGUUUCAGUCAGAAAUAAAGAAUCUCAUAAUAAGUCAAUGCCCUGGUGUGGUAAGGUUACACAAGAUAGUAGUAGGCCCAGAAGGUAGUUUGUUAGUUCAGGAUUAUGUAGACGAUGGUACAAUCUGGAGAGAAAACUGUUGUGUGAGCGAAUUGGAAGCUUUCCAACACUUUAUUCAACUAAUUCAAAGCGUACUAUACUUCCAGGAUAAAGGAGUAGUUCACAGAGAUCUAAAACCAACAAAUAUUUUGAGGUAUUCAAACAAAACAAUAGUGAUCGGCGAUUUUGGGUGGAGUGAGCAGACUAAGAAGCUGCAUUUAAGCCCCUCAGAAUGGCCAGGAACACUUGAAAUUAAUCCUCCUGAAGUUUUGACAUUUAAAGGUCCUUUGACUGAAAAGAUAGACAAUUAUGCAGUUGGAAUGAACUUAUUGUUGUUUCUCACUGGUAGGUUUAUUUGUAGACAAAAGGGGCUGGAUGUUACAGAAGCAGCUCCUUAUAUUUUAAAAGUAGUAGAGUUAAUUAGGAGUGACUUCAAUAACAAAAUCCUAAGUAAGGGUAAGCAAAAAGGCAAUGCUCAACUGAAACAAAGCCAAUAUUUCAUGUGGGAGAUUUUUAUUGGGUUUACUGAUCCUAAUCCAAACACCAGGUGGAGUAUUCAAAAAGCUCUUUUCCACCCAGAUUGCAUUCAACAGCUCUUACUUUGCUUCCAUAAUAACUUCCCAAUUUUGUGGCAUCCUCAGGUUAUUGCAAUUAUCAAGUCAAAUAUAAUACCUAAUAUUGUUACUUCUUGCCAGUCUUAUAUAGAAGAUGAGAAGCAGUAUUGUGAGGGGAAUAAACAACGUGUGAGUGUAGGCAAGAAUACAAUGAUCAAUUUAAGCAAUGCUGAUCAGAUUCAUAUUCAUAAUAUUUCACAUAAUACAAAUUUCAAUAAUUAUAAUUGUGGUCAGAAUCCGGUUUCUGGCAGUAUAGAGUCCCAGAGAAGCCAUUUUAAGUCAACUGGCACGUCUUUAAGGCCUACAGAAGGAUUUUCAGGACAAACACUCUUUAAUAAUGAUGGCCAUCAACAUAAGUUAACAUUGAAUAACCAGUUUUUACCUGGAUCUUCGGAUUAUAACACAAUUUAUAAUAGCGAAUUUGCAACGUCGUCACGAAAAAAGACUUCAGUGAAUUCCUCCUCAACUAAUUUGAAUUAUACAAAUAACAACCAUAAGUUUGUUGGUGUUGAAGGUUCUGUUAUAAAACAACCUCACUUUAUUAACAAUUUCCACUAUUAA